GGCCGGGAGCAGUAAAGGGCCCAGGCUUCGCGCCUCCCCGAGUCCCGCCAGAGCUGCUCUUCUCGCCUGUGGUUGGAGCAUGGUCGACGACGCUGGCGACUCCGAGGCCCGCGGGGACAGGCUGCUGGGGUUCCCGCUUCCCUCGCCACGGGUUCGCAUCCGGCCGUGGUGGUUUCCUGCGCAGGAUUUGAGGAAUCCGCUGGUGUUCUUCCUGGAGGCGUGGCUGGCCGACUCGAUCUUUGGCCCAGACCGAGCCUUGGUUCCAGAAAUGGAGUGGAUGAGCCAGGCCCUGCUGAUGGUGGACGCUGUUGACGCUAGGAACAUGGUCGAAGUCACCAUUUUCGCGCGGCCAGCAGUCCAGCGUCAGGUGAAGAGCGUGCUUCUGAGCCAGGCGUCAGUGCACCGGGAGCGGCGCGCCCGAGCUGAGAAGAUGGAACAACUCGAGGAAUUCCUGAAGGCCCAGGCACCCGGUCCCCAGGUGCCCCAGCAUCCUGUUGCAUGAAUGUUGUCUGGAGCGUGAGAACAGUCCUGCUUCUGCUGCUAAUGUUCAAGAGAAGCAAAUAUCCUUAAAUCUCUCCCUUUUUCCCCUCUGUGUCUUGAUGAAGUAUAGUGGUUUGAUUAUUUUGCUUCAAACCUGAGUUUGUGCCAUUCUAGUUAAUAAAUGAAUUUCAUUUUUGUCCGAAGGCA
Messenger RNA from Capra hircus (goat), 687 nucleotides. RefSeq names its product oocyte-expressed protein homolog. The transcript is spliced from 3 exons. Lineage: Eukaryota; Metazoa; Chordata; Mammalia; Artiodactyla; Bovidae. Gene Ontology annotation, biological process: establishment or maintenance of apical/basal cell polarity; embryonic pattern specification. Gene Ontology annotation, molecular function: RNA binding. Bases 80 to 502 code for a protein of 140 amino acids. The record is from RefSeq and is a predicted model, not a curated record. Gene Ontology annotation, cellular component: protein-containing complex; apical cortex.